AUGAACUUGUCCAAUCGGGUUGUGGCCUUUCCGUACACCCCACCACCCGAAGCUAAGUAUGCCAAUCUCUGCCUGCAGGCAAAGGCGGGAGAGGAGGUGCAGGUUGUUCGUCAGGUUGGAGGUUGGGCCGUUUUGAAACUUGGCGAACGUAUGGGGUUGUUUCCAUUAGCUUACACCGUAAAAAAGAAAGAUGUAAAAGCUGGCAACGGUGAAAGUUCCGGAGUUAGUGUGGGUUGCCCUCUUGAAAAUGAAAACGAGAGCGUUACGAAAACCGAUGGAUGCCCCGAAUUUUUCAUGGAAGGAGGCAGUGUGGUGACUGACGCUGAACCACCAGCACAGAGAGCUGUGAGGAAUCACGGAAACCUCAAGCGGCCGGGGUGCGAUCGUAUCAGCCUGGACUUCCACGUUUCAGGGGAAUCAGAAGUGGCGAACACCGCUGAUGACGCGGAAUGUAAUGUCUUAUUUACGCGAGUGCGUUGUCUCCCAGACGAGAGUGAGCGGGAAAUGCCUGACGGAAGUGGCGGCGCUGAGACUGAAGUAAUCCGGAAAGGUGACAGAACAACCACGGGUAAUGAACUUCGUGACGCUGCUUGUGUCCUGUCAGCCCGCAAGCUUCCUGAGGAGACCAUCGGACGAAGAGGAAAGCUCCGGAAGAUGCCUCAGUCCCGUCACGGAGAUAUGGACUACCGUGACAAUUUUGAAGAGGCGGUAGGGGAGCUGCGUGGGCAGUUUGUGGAGCUCGACAUGGAAGUUGAGUGGUUGAACAGCGUCACUGACCGGUUACAGGCUGUCCGUCAAAACCUGGUUGGUGCCUGCACCUCUCGGAACGAGACAUGUGGAAGUCAGCAGCUGCAAGAGGGGGAAAAUGAGGGGAAAAAUCAUGGAGAUCAGUUUGACGCCGCGACACUGAAACAGUAUGUCAGUCAGUUACAACAAAGUCUAGUAGCAUACAAAGCAAAGAGUGAUACCGCACCCGCUUCAAGUGCGGAUGGCGGUCUUGCUGGAUGUGAAGGCGCAACGGCGACAGCUGCUAAGCAAAAUGGUGGAGAAUGUACUGACGGUUUUGAGGUGCCGUGGUGGUGGGUCAUCAGCGCUGAAUUAAGGGCAGAGAUGCAGUCUAUUAGGGAGUGCAUAUGGCGCGAGCUGGAGACGUUGUCUUAUUACUCGGGUCAACGGCAGCGCCUGUGUGCCAAUGCGGACCGGUUGUUGUGUCUGAAAACGUCGAUGGAUGAAGAAUCAUGGACGUUGAAGGAGUCUGAGGAUGCGCUUGAGGUGGUUGCUCCGGCCGGCACUUUUAAGAUAGCGUACGGUACUGGGAGUAACAAUAGUAGUUACCUUACUGACAGUAGCCAUGAGAAUAGCUUCGUUAAUUCAAAUCAGGACACGAGCCUCUCUCUGGCCCCCGAGGGGAGUAGGGAAGACGUUGAAGUUGUUAUGAAAGAGGGUUUUGUGUGGCCAGCGUCUAUUCCUGGAAUGCUGGACAACGAAAAAAAUGUCGUGGAGACUCACCAGCGGGCUAUCAAAAAGUAUGAGGAGAAACUAGAAAAAUUGCGGAAGGGAAAAGGUGAAGAAGCCUUUGAAAGGAUGCGUGCCAUGGAGAAACUUCGGAAAGCCCUGUCAACUGGCGAUGCUGCUCUGAGCGCCCUCCUCAAUAGGCUUAAUGAAAAGAAGGCAUUUGUCAUGAGGUAUAGAAAUGUGGCGGCCAUUAUGGAGGAACAACUGGCGAUUAGUAGAAAACUUCUGCAGCAGAAGCGUGUCAACAGCCGUGGAAACCCCAAAUCGCCUCAGCAGGCGGAACCGACAAACUAG
This is a messenger RNA of Trypanosoma brucei brucei TREU927, 1809 nucleotides long. RefSeq lists its product as hypothetical. Lineage: Eukaryota; Euglenozoa; Kinetoplastea; Trypanosomatida; Trypanosomatidae. The transcript has a single exon. Bases 1 to 1809 code for a protein of 602 amino acids. The record is from RefSeq and is a predicted model, not a curated record.